Messenger RNA from Trypanosoma cruzi, 1647 nucleotides. RefSeq lists its product as uncharacterized. Bases 1 to 1647 code for a protein of 548 amino acids. The transcript has a single exon. The record is from RefSeq and is a predicted model, not a curated record. NCBI's taxonomy places the organism in Eukaryota, Euglenozoa, Kinetoplastea, Trypanosomatida, Trypanosomatidae.
AUGUUUGAUCUUUUUGAUUUUGAUAGCUCAAAUCCUUUUAAAAGAUUGAGGGAUGAAGAAAGAGAGUUAGAUAAUUUCCAAGCACGGCCUCAGGGUAGAUUUGCUACACAACUUGUACAAAUAUACUUUGUGAGAAUGUCAAAGCUUGAAUCGGAGAAUGAGCGGAAGAGUGGCACGGAGGUCUACAGUUUGGAGGAUUUAAUGCCUUCUUUGGCGGAGCAAGUGGGUUCUGUAGCUCAUCAUUAUCAAUUAAUCGAAGAGGAAAAUGUUCCAAUAUCAUUUGCCCGUACCAAUGCUCUUUUGAAACCUCCUAAGAGAGCAUUCAUAGCAACUGUAUUAGCUAUACUGAUACAAACUUUUGUAUUUCACGAAUGUGGCGUUUAUAUAUCGGUUUCUAAAUUUGAUGCUUGGUUUAAUGGUUUUUCUCGUGUUGGGGGAAUUCCAAUAUCGCGUUGUUGGUUAGAUACGAAAGCGUAUGUUGCCAAAUGUAUUGCACAAAAAACACGAAUUGCUGUGUUUGGUCAGGAGACUAUUUGGAAAUACUUCAAUAAUAUUCAAGAACUACAUUGCCUAGGCGACAGGGUUUUGUGGAUGAUUUUAAGAAGUGCCAACUAUCAGCAUUUGCAGUUAAAUCAAAAAGAAAAGUUGAAUUUUGUUUCCUUAGUUAACGAAACUUCCAAUGAAGAGGUUUGUAACCGGUACUGUGCUCCAAAAGAUACUUUUUUGUGGCGCAUAUGGUAUAAGGCUUUUAGUCGCUUAUUUUCUUGUUGGGCUAAUCCCACCGAAAAUAAACUUCUGACUGCGGAGAAAUUGUUUGUGGAAAGUAUUGAAAAUAGCAAAUGCCUUAUUUUAAAUUUGACUAGAAUAAUAAAUGGAAAUGCCAACAAUACUGAAUCGACUUAUUUGGUUAAUGAGUUGUAUCCUCUUUGUGGCGGAACCUCUGGGGAAUUUGCUGCAAUUUGUCUCUUUUUGGCAUUAAAGUCUUCACUUGUUUUGCAUUUUGCGGGCGAGCCGACAACGAAAUUGGGUGUAGAAUUCUCUGCUGAGGUUAUGUUGAGACUAUUCAAUGAACUUAUUCGGUACUAUCUUUUCCUCUCUCCUUCUUCUCGUCACUACCAUUUACUGGAUAUAUGUCAGGCUUUAUGGCAAAGCCCUGGAGUUUCAUUUUCAAAAUCAAUGUUUAUUCAAUCUUUUGCAUCUCAACGGCAAAAGCGAGCCCCUGUAGUAUAUCAAGAGGAUGUUUUUAAACAUCCAACCAUGACAACAUGUACUUUGUAUAAUGAGGGAAGCGAAGUACAAUCAAAACGUUUUUCUAUUUGUAUUUUAGAUGAACUUCGGUCUGAGGAAGGAGUUAAAAAAUUGGUGAAAUGCCUUGAGUUUCAGCGAAAAAACAUAACCACCGUUUGCGAUCUGUCGAGGGUCAAACAAGCUAAGUCUCAUGAAGUCUCGGUUGCUUGCUCUUCUGGAAAAUUGAUUAAGAAGCCUUUUUUUGAAGAAAAUAUAAUUGCCUCUUGGUGCACAAUUGAGUUGCCCAAAGAGUCUGAAGAAGAAAGUUCUUUUAUUGAGAAGUUCUUGAGGAAUGGUGCGGAUUCUUUGGUCAAGAAACGAGUUCAUGAUGCCAUGUCAAAGUUGAACAGUGCUAAUUAA